GUCGGACCGGAGGCCGUCUGGUCUCUGAUCUGCUCUCAGGAGUCACCGGAGACUCGCUGCGCACCGCCGGCGCCAGGCUGUGCACCUCUCGGAUCACACCCGAGCCACCACGAGCUCUGGCGAUGGACAUGAUGGAAGGAGACGUUAUGGACAAGCUGGAAGACACGUCAUCGGUGUACGACUUCGACCCGAUCACCGGCAACAUUCCCGCCACCAAAGUGGAGAUCACCGUCUCCUGUAGAAAUCUGCUGGAUAAAGACACAUUCUCAAAGUCAGAUCCAAUGUGCGUGCUCUAUACACAAGGUGUUGAAACCAAACAGUGGAGAGAGUUUGGCAGAACAGAGGUGAUAGACAACACUCUCAACCCUGACUUUGUUAGAAAGUACAUCUUGGACUACUUUUUUGAGGAGAAGCAGAACCUCCGCUUUGACUUGUAUGAUGUUGACUCCAAAAGUCCAGAUCUGUCCAAACACGACUUUUUGGGUCAGAUGUUCUGUACUCUUGGCGAGAUUGUUGGAUCACCAGCCAGUCGACUGGAGAAACCACUGGGAGGGAUUCCAGGAAAGAAAUGUGGCACUAUUAUCCUGACUGCAGAGGAGCUGAGCAACUGUCGAGAUAGUGCCACUAUGCAGUUUUGUGCCAACAAGCUGGACAAAAAGGACUUCUUUGGCAAGUCGGACCCUUUCAUGGUUUUCUACAGAAGCAACGAGGAUGGAACGUUUACUAUCUGCCACAAAACAGAGGUGGUGAAGAACACAUUAAAUCCAGUGUGGCAGCCUUUCACCAUCCCAGUACGAGCACUCUGCAAUGGAGAUUAUGACAGAACAAUCAAGGUGGAGGUGUAUGACUGGGAUAGGGAUGGCAGCCAUGAUUUCAUUGGGGACUUUACCACCAGCUACCGAGAGCUAGCUCGAGGGCAGAGCCAGUUCAAUGUGUAUGAGGUAAUUAAUACCAAAAAGAAAAUGAAGAAAAAGAAAUAUGUCAACUCUGGAACAGUGACCCUGCUUUCCUUCUCAGUGGAGUCGGAGUUCACAUUCUUAGAUUACAUCAAAGGAGGGACGCAGAUCAAUUUCACUGUGGCCAUUGAUUUCACAGCAUCUAAUGGUAACCCCUCCCAGUCCACUUCACUGCACUACAUGAACCCCUACCAGCUGAAUGCUUACGCCAUGGCCUUGAAAGCUGUUGGGGAGAUCAUUCAGGACUAUGACAGUGACAAGAUGUUCCCCGCUCUAGGCUUUGGUGCCAAACUGCCGCCCGAUUGGCGGGUGUCACACGAGUUCCCACUGAAUGGAAAUAUUGAAAAUCCGUACUGCAAUGGUAUUGAAGGCAUCUUAGAGGCAUACCAUCAGAGUCUGAAAACAGUGCAGCUGUAUGGGCCAACUAACUUUGCUCCUGUGGUGAACCAUGUUGCCAGAUAUGCGGCGGCAGUGCAGGACGGCUCUCAGUAUUUUGUGCUCCUCAUCAUCACAGACGGUGUCAUUUCAGACAUGGCCCAGACCAAAGAGGCGAUUGUAAACGGUGCCAAGCUUCCUAUGUCAAUCAUCAUAGUUGGAGUGGGUCAGGCUGAGUUUGACGCUAUGGUGGAACUGGAUGGUGAUGACAUCAGGAUCUCAUCCCGAGGGAAACUAGCAGAGCGAGACAUAGUUCAGUUUGUUCCUUUCAGAGAUUAUAUGGACCGGACAGGUAACCAUGUGUUAAGCAUGGCACGGCUUGCUAAAGAUGUGCUAGCAGAGAUCCCUGACCAGUUCAUCUCUUACAUGAAGAGCCGGGGGAUCAAACCCAACCCGGCGCCACCUCCAUACACACCACCAGGACACACACAUCACCACACUCAGAUCUGAGGCUGUCCUCUUUGGCUUUUCACUGAGGACUGACACUAAGCAGCAGCUUCUCAGAGUCCAGUGGGAACUCUCUGCCUCCUGUUUUUGUUUGUUUUUUGGUGCAAAUGGGAGAAGGGGCACCAUGAAACGGGUGUUGAAUUUUGUGCUGUACCUCCAAUGACUAUUGGAGUAAUACUUUUUGUUUUCCUGUAAUUUAUUCCUCUGUUUGGUUUCUCUUGAAGAGAGACUACAACCCUUUCAGGACUCGUGGGUAAAAGCCUUUGAGGCAGUGACUGUUUCAUGUCAAAUAUGACAGCAGGUUGGUUAAAAACGAUCAUGUUGUGGUUAAAACUUGUGCCUGUUUGUGGUUGUUUCUCUAAGUGUAUCAGGACACGUGAACUUUAAACUAAACCUUGCUCGUCAGUCACUGGUGUGGCCUAAUACGGUGAUAUUUUUAGGCACCUUUUCCCUUCUGGAACAAGUUUUUAUAUUUGGGAUCAUUUCUGUAUCUGCUGAUGCAACCAUUAUGAAGGAGGAAAAACUGCAAGAGUGUCGUUUACAGUUUAUUACCUUGAAGAUUAAUCAGGCUUGUCAUACCAUGACGUGUCACCUCCUGUCCUUCAGAGAUUUGUUGAGUAAAUGUUUAUAAGAGCAUGUCAUAUAAGAGUUUAAGACACAUAUUCCAGUAUUUAUUCUCAAAUGUUAUUCGGAGUGGCAUGGACCUUUGAUAGACUGUUUAAAUAUCAUUAAAAUGUAUCCAUUUUGAAAUGGUCAACAAUUAUUUUU
Molecule: messenger RNA, 2606 nt
Organism: Archocentrus centrarchus (flier cichlid)
Lineage: Eukaryota; Metazoa; Chordata; Actinopteri; Cichliformes; Cichlidae
Gene: cpne5b
Product: copine Vb
Exons: 20
Coding region: 123-1841 (572 amino acids)
Biological process (GO): cellular response to calcium ion
Cellular component (GO): plasma membrane
Molecular function (GO): calcium-dependent phospholipid binding
Source: RefSeq, a predicted model, not a curated record